AUGAACAGUGAUGAGAACACGAUAUUAUCCCAUGCGGGUAGCCUUCAGAAGGGAAAUCCCUCCAUCGGUUCCGAUCGGGUGAAAGCCUCGGCGGCUGCCCCCAAUGCUGAGCCAGUGCAGGCUCUAUUACCACCACACACGUCGCGUUCACGUACGGACUCUGAAACGGCGGUCAAAGACUCGAAGGUAGAGGACUCGAGUACCACCCAGUUAACUCGAGAUCUUGGGACGAGAGAGGUUCGGAAACAAGUGCGGAGGAAACGCUCGAAGGGAUCACCUGCAGCAAAAGCGCAAAAACUGAAGAAGCUGAAGCAACAGGUCCUGCCCAGCAAAACCGCCCCACAGGGGAAGGGAGUGGUUGAUGGGUCAGACUGGAAGCUCAUCGAGUCUAAGAGAGCGAAGAAGAAACGAGAUGAGAAGCUGCUCCAAAAGCCACCUUCCGAGAAGAAAGAGCCCAAGAAGCAGAAGCAGAAGAAGACUCGUUGGAAACCAGCGCCCAGACCUGAUGCCCUGAUUGUCCGACCCAAGAAGAAGGAGCAACAUUCUGACAUUCUCCGCCGAAUAAAGAAGGAUGCACCUGCAGAGAAAGCUCAAGAUUGCGUCGAUGAAAUUCGCCGGACAGCGACCGGGGAUAUGUUGAUCAUCUUGACCCGGAAGACGGUCGAUGGAGCUCCUCAGCUUCGUAGAACCAUCGCCAGUCUCCUUGGAGAUAAAGUGGCGGUACUCAGUAAGGGGCCGGAGGAAGAACUGGAGAUAAAAGAUCUCGAUGAGACCACAUCGAAGGAGGAUGUUCUGGAGGCCCUACAGAAAGUAGCCGGGGAGGAGAUCAAAAUAGCUCCUGAGGCCAUCAAGUCUCUGCGUACGGCAUAUGGAGGAAUCCAGACUGCCUUAGGGACCCUCGCAGCAGCUACAGCGAAGAAGAUCCUGGGAGAGCAUGGUAAGAUCAAGAUAGGCUGGGUCAAUUGCCGUAUCAGGAGAGUGGGGAGACCGAUAAAGUGCUUCAAGUACUGGCACUACGGACAUCUCGCCACGAAAUGCACGAGUACAGUCGACUGGUCCAAGGUCUGCGUGAAGUGUGCAGGGGAUGGUCACAAAGCCAAAGACGGCAAGGGGAACCCACGGUGUGCCCUGUGCUCUGAGAAUGGCGAUUGA
This is a messenger RNA of Diachasma alloeum, 1152 nucleotides long. RefSeq lists its product as uncharacterized. The transcript has 2 exons. The record is from RefSeq and is a predicted model, not a curated record. Gene Ontology annotation, molecular function: nucleic acid binding; zinc ion binding. Bases 1 to 1152 code for a protein of 383 amino acids. Lineage: Eukaryota; Metazoa; Arthropoda; Insecta; Hymenoptera; Braconidae.